AAUCAAGUCCUGACAAAAAGCAUACAAAGAGAUUUGAUAAUCGACGGAAGCACGUGAACAUAUUUAUACAGUUUACAAUUGUAAUAAUGUACGUGAUCAUUUCUUAUGAGUUUAUGAAACGCGUAAAGAUUAGUGAAAGCGGCACGUAGAAAAUAUUAGUCAUACCGGUACUCAAAUGGGAUUUUUUAUUUUUCUCUUUUUAUACUUUCAUUUAUGUAAAGGAACACUGACUGAAGGUGAGCAAGUUCGCCUUGAAUGUCCAGAAGGACAGUAUGUGGAUUUCACUUAUGCAAGAUAUUUCAACGGCGGAUGCGGAGCAAAUAUCACGAGUAAACUUCAAAUCAAUUGUUGCAACCAAACGUCGUGUUUAGUCCAAGCAACCAAUGGGUGGCUUGGGAUCGACCCCUGUUAUGGCUAUCAAAAGACCCUUGAGUGGAACAUGGUUUGUCAAGAUAAUCUCGGAUUGUGCAGAAACCAUCCGUGUGGAAAUGGAACAUGUACCAAUAACUGUGUGUUCUAUACAUGCACGUGUUUUCCAGGAUUCAACGGAAGCAGUUGUGAAAUCGAUAUUGAUGAUUGCUUGGGAUCCCCAUGUCAGAAUGGUACAUGUUUGGAUUUUAUUAAUAAUUACACGUGUACUUGUGAUGAGGGAUAUGCCGGCUAUAACUGUGAUAUAGGCGAGUUGUAUUCUAGUAUUAGACGUUUUCCUAUGUUUCAUAGCAUCUAGAGUCAUCAAUGUAAAAGUAUAUUAGAUAUGUGUUGCUACAUGUGACAUUAUUAUGUAAAUUUGUAUCUUUAUUUACGAUUGAUGAAAUUUAUCACUGUUCGUUAUCUUCAUUUU
Molecule: messenger RNA, 841 nt
Organism: Ostrea edulis (European flat oyster)
Lineage: Eukaryota; Metazoa; Mollusca; Bivalvia; Ostreida; Ostreidae
Product: delta-like protein 1
Exons: 4
Coding region: 176-727 (183 amino acids)
Biological process (GO): establishment or maintenance of epithelial cell apical/basal polarity; heterophilic cell-cell adhesion
Cellular component (GO): plasma membrane; protein-containing complex
Molecular function (GO): calcium ion binding
Source: RefSeq, a predicted model, not a curated record